GGAGACAAUGGUGUAAAACAUGCGAUCCAGGAUUCUUAGUUAGGAGUUGGAAUGUCGAAGAUGAAACCAUAAGGGAAUUUAUCUUAAACAAUGUAAAAAAAGCAAAUCAUUACGACGACCCAUUUCUUGAAUACAUUCCUUAUGGAAAUCUUGAAAUUAUCGAAAGAAUUGGUGAAGGUGGCUAUGGCGUUGUGUAUCAUGCCAAGUGGCAUGAUGGAUUGAGAUACUGUGAUGGGAAUGUUAAAAGUAAACACAAAGUAAUUGAUGUCGCUAUGAAAGAAAUAAAAAGUGGUGAAUUUAAUUUAAUGCAUUCUAAAACUUGUUCAAUAUCAGGACGUUCCUCAGAUUCAAAUCUCCAACAGCCUAAUUUUUAA
Messenger RNA from Entrophospora sp. SA101, 374 nucleotides. Lineage: Eukaryota; Fungi; Glomeromycota; Glomeromycetes; Entrophosporales; Entrophosporaceae. The record is from the annotation of a GenBank genome assembly.